ACGAGUCGGACUCUGGCAGCAGUGAGGCACUUGUCCGGAUUUGGGCUCCUGGGGCGAAUUACGGCGAUCCGAGUACUGUAAUGCGCUCGGCGACGGAUCGGUUUAAUUCGGCCUUACUUACUUAAGAAUGAACAGUGGAAAGCGCUGGAUCGUUGGCCGGCUCGAGGACGGCGCUCGAGCCAACAAGCCGAGAGCGAGAGCGAGAGCGAGAGGUAGAGCUAAUCCGAGGCUCCGGCAGAUUCUCAGUUCCUGCCUUUUCUGCUUUGCGCCGAAUGAGAGGCCCGUCCGCGAGCGAGAAACACCAAGCGGCAGCGGCAUGGCGAUGGCGGCGUGUCGGGCCACCACGCGCCUCGCGAUCGUGGGCGAUGUGCAUGAUGCCUGGGAUCCUGUGGUAGACGCAAGAGCUCUUGAUUUACUGCAGCCGGACCUAGUUUUAUUCACAGGGGAUUUUGGAAACAAGAAUGUGGAUGUGGUGUCUAGUAUAAGUACUCUAAACUUCCCAAAAGCAGCGAUACUUGGAAAUCACGACUGUUGGUUUCCGUCAGGAUCACCAGAGCACACAAGAUCGUGUAACCUUGAACGAGACCCUAUUCAAGUUCAACUAGACUUGCUUGGUAACUCACAUGUGGGGUAUAAGCGGUUAGAUUUUCCCCAACUGAAAAUAAGCGUCGUAGGCGGAAGGCCUGGAUCAUGGGGUGGUCUACAUAUGCAUAACAAAACAAAGCGAUUCUUUGGAGCUUCCAACAUGGAUCAGAGCAGUGAUCUAAUCUCAAAGGCGGCUCUUGGAGCACCAGAAGAUAAUUUUCUUCUGUUGUUAGCUCACAACGGGCCUACGGGACUCGGUUCCAAGUAUAAUGACAUUUGUGGCAAAGACUGGGAUUUGAGAGGUGGCGACCAUGGCGAUAGAGAUUUGCGGAACGCAAUUUCACAAGUGAAGAAGAAACGGAAGGUUCCUCUUGUAGUAUUUGGUCAUAUGCACAAGGGGCUACAGUUUGGUGUUUCUGAGAGAAAUAUGAUCGUGGUUGGAGAGGACAAGUCCGUGUAUCUCAAUGCCGCUGUCGUCCCAAGAAUCAGAAAAGUGUCAUCAUCAAAUGCUGACGAAGUCUCUCUGGAAACUCAACUGGCAAACUCCAAUUUGUAUGAAUGUUAUGAAGCUGAACCAUUACCAUCUGAAAUACCGUCCGAAAGGAACUUCACAUUAGUAGAGAUGGAAGAUGGGGAGCUAAAGAAAAUAUCGGAGGUUUGGAUCAAAGUCGAUGAGUCGCAGGCAUCCAUAGGAGAAGAAACUCAGCUGUAUCCUAGAGCUAGAACGGUAUAACAAAGUAUAUACUGUGUAAUGGAAGGCUUGAUGUAACCUUGCAAAAGUAACUAGGUUGAAAUAGCGCUUGUAAAAAUGUCAUCCUCCCGAUGCAGGAUACCCUGUAUCAUACCUCUAGUUGAAAUGCAUAGCUGUUUGUAAAGAGAUGUAUUUUAAGAGACCAACAUGUAAUACAUCAAAGAUUUUCCUG
Marchantia polymorpha subsp. ruderalis is the source of this 1508-nucleotide messenger RNA. NCBI's taxonomy places the organism in Eukaryota, Viridiplantae, Streptophyta, Marchantiopsida, Marchantiales, Marchantiaceae. The record is from the annotation of a GenBank genome assembly.